UGUGUCACUGCAGUUUGUGUGAGUCUGUGAGUCAGUGCGCGCCGCACAACUGAACACCCAUUCUCAGAUUAUUUCUGGGAAUUCGUAGGUGGCUGUGUAUAUGUUGCUUUUUGACACUGUUGGCGUUAAAUGUUCAGUUUCCGACGUCAAUUUUCAUUUUAGCGUAUCCUGCAAUUUGUAUUAACCCAAGCAGUUUCAUGUUUCCUUAUCUCAGAACAGCUAGUGUUCGAGGUCUUGGUGCUAUAUGCAGGUAAAUUAUGCCAGAGUUUGUGACCGAAACAGUCUGUCCAGAAGCUAUAACUCUAAUUAUCGACUUGUUUCCACCACAGCCAAUCGGCGUGGUCUAGAAGAAUUUUUCGAUGAUCCAAAGCAUUGGGGAGAAACAUCUGUUCCCGCAGGAAGGCCCUGGCGGAAAGAAGAGCUUCGAUUGAAGAGUAACUCCGAUCUUCACAGGCUUUGGCAUAUACUACUCAAAGAACGGAACAUGCUAAUGACGAUGGACGAAGAGCACUACCGGUGCCUCGAGCGAAUGCCCAACCCAGAACGGUUUGAGAAGGUGGAAGAAAGCAUGGAAAAUAUCAUGUACGUCGUCCAAGAACGCAACCAGGCUGAGGCAUUGCUGGAAGAUGGCGAAUGGAUUGGCCCAAAGACUGUACAUGAUGUGGAUGUUUUAGGCCGUCCUUGUGUUCGAUUGACGAGCGAGCACACUGAACCACGUGUGGCAGACAAGCGUGCACAAGAAGACGAACGCAUGCAGGGUGAGAAAACGAUUGAACUGUUAAGACUGGAAAGAGAGAAACAGAUGCGAAAGCGGCGGGAACACAGACGUCGAGAGUGCUUUUCGGAUCGUAAGAGGCUGUGGGACCAGCUAGACUAUCUGCGGUAGAAUACCCCGCCAAAAGUCUGACUUCCAUGUUAAUUCUUUGUACAUACUGUAUAGAAAAUCCUAGUAAAUUUAAU
Molecule: messenger RNA, 960 nt
Organism: Opisthorchis viverrini
Lineage: Eukaryota; Metazoa; Platyhelminthes; Trematoda; Opisthorchiida; Opisthorchiidae
Exons: 2
Coding region: 245-886 (213 amino acids)
Biological process (GO): mitochondrial translation
Cellular component (GO): mitochondrial large ribosomal subunit; mitochondrial ribosome
Molecular function (GO): structural constituent of ribosome
Source: RefSeq, a predicted model, not a curated record